Messenger RNA from Argentina anserina (silverweed cinquefoil), 796 nucleotides. RefSeq lists its product as uncharacterized. The record is from RefSeq and is a predicted model, not a curated record. Gene Ontology annotation, molecular function: ubiquitin protein ligase activity. NCBI's taxonomy places the organism in Eukaryota, Viridiplantae, Streptophyta, Magnoliopsida, Rosales, Rosaceae. The transcript has 5 exons. The coding region runs from base 51 to 608 and encodes 185 amino acids.
GAAAACGAAGAAAGGGAGAGAGAGAGAGAGAGAGAGAGAGAGAGAUCGGAAUGGAGGCUCCUCCUGAGAACGAUUUGUGCUCCGUCUGCCACGGCGGCUUCAACACUCCUUGCCAAGCCAAUUGCUCUCACUGGUUUUGCGGUAGAUGUAUUAUGCUUGUUUGGGAUCAUGGAUCAGCUCUUCAGCCUUGCAAAUGCCCUCUCUGUCGCCGCCAGAUAAAUUUGCUGGUUCCAACUGAGGCUUCAUUGAGGCAACGUAAUACGCCUGAGGUGGCUGAAAUUCUACGCAAGAUUGAAACGUAUAAUCGCUAUUUUGGAGGUCAAUCCAGAGGACUCAUUCAGAGAAUGCAAGACCUUCCAUUUCUGUUGCGGAGGCUAUUACGAGAAGUAUUGGAUCCCCAUAGAUCACUUCCCCUUGUUAUAAGGGCUCGUGUCAUUAUUGCAAUGAUACUAAGUGGUGCCUAUGUACUCAGUCCUGUUGACUUUAUUCCAGAAGCAAUAUUUGGUAUAGUCGGUCUCUUGGAUGAUCUCCUCAUUGUACUCGUGGUCUUCCUCCACAUCGCUACCAUUUAUCGGUCGGUACUCUAUCGACGCCAUGGGGGUUCUUAAGCUGUUCGCAGUCAGACAAUUUUAACGACUGGGGACACCUUUGAGUUCUAAAUACUAAGAGGUUUUAGUCUAGAUUGAUAAAUACGUAGGAUUUGACAAUUUGUUCAUUGUCUGUAAAAUUGUAUGUUCAAUUAACUAGAAUUUAUUUCAUAUGUUAAAUCAGUAAGCAUCCAUAAUACGUUUGACGU